Messenger RNA from Gopherus flavomarginatus (Mexican gopher tortoise), 2660 nucleotides. RefSeq names its product NK2 homeobox 1 (gene NKX2-1). Gene Ontology annotation, biological process: cell differentiation; regulation of transcription by RNA polymerase II. Gene Ontology annotation, molecular function: RNA polymerase II cis-regulatory region sequence-specific DNA binding; DNA-binding transcription factor activity, RNA polymerase II-specific. The record is from RefSeq and is a predicted model, not a curated record. The transcript has 2 exons. Gene Ontology annotation, cellular component: nucleus. The coding region runs from base 100 to 1137 and encodes 345 amino acids. NCBI's taxonomy places the organism in Eukaryota, Metazoa, Chordata, Testudines, Testudinidae.
UACGUGUACAUCCAACAAGAUCGGCGUUAAGGCAACACCAGAAUAUUUGGCAAAAAAGAUUUGCCUCCCCUUCCCCCUUUUUUUUUCAGCCGCCGAAUCAUGUCGAUGAGCCCAAAGCAUACGACUCCUUUCUCAGUGUCUGACAUCUUGAGUCCCUUGGAGGAAAGCUACAAGAAAGUGGGCAUGGAGGGUAGCAACUUGGGGGCUCCCUUGGCAGCCUACAGGCAGUCUCAGGUUUCUCAGCCAGCAAUGCAGCAGCACCCCAUGGGCCACAACGGGACAGUGACUGCUGCCUACCAUAUGACAGCGGCAGGCGUCCCCCAACUCUCCCAUACCACUAUGGGGGGCUACUGCAACGGCAACCUAGGCAACAUGGGCGAGCUUCCACCUUACCAGGAGACUAUGAGGAACAGUGCUUCAGCCACAGGAUGGUACGGGGCCAAUCCGGACCCCCGCUUCUCUACAAUAUCCCGCUUUAUGGGGCCGUCUUCUGGAAUGAACAUGGGCGGCAUGGGGAGCUUGAGCUCGCUGGGAGACGUUAGCAAGAGCAUGGCACCUCUCCAGAGCACUCCGCGGAGGAAACGCAGGGUCCUUUUCUCCCAGGCCCAGGUUUACGAGCUGGAGAGACGUUUCAAGCAGCAGAAAUACCUCUCGGCUCCGGAGAGAGAGCAUUUAGCCAGCAUGAUACAUCUCACUCCGACUCAGGUCAAAAUCUGGUUUCAGAACCACCGCUACAAGAUGAAACGCCAGGCCAAAGACAAAGCUGCGCAGCAGCAGAUGCAGCAGGACAACAGCUCUUGCCAACAGCAGCAGUCUCCCAGAAGAGUGGCGGUGCCCGUGCUUGUAAAGGAUGGCAAGCCCUGUCAAGCCGGCUCCAACACACCGACGGCAGCUCUCCAGACCCAUCAGCAGCAGGCAGCUGCAGCAAUCACAGUGGCUACCAAUGGCAACAGCCUGGGACAGCAUCAGAGCCACCAGCCGAACAGUGCUGGGCAGUCUCCAGACCUGGGACAGCACUCAGCCAGCCCUUCGUCUCUCCAGAGCCAGGUCUCCAGUUUGUCUCACUUAAACUCUUCUAGUUCUGACUAUGGCACUGCCAUGUCUUGCUCUACCUUGCUUUACGGUAGGACCUGGUGAAAGGAUUUUUUUUUUUUUUGUAAAGAAAGCUCAGAGGCGCCCAGUCACACAACUCUCUGCCCUGUUCAAACUAUUUUAUUUUUAUUUUUUAACGAGCGGUUCUUUGAGGAACCCCUAACAGAGAGACAGAGAGUGACUUUUAGGUUGUUAAAUGGGUAUUUAAUAAAAACAAAAUAAAUCAUGGAGCAGUUGCAGAACGGAGCCCAUGAGUGUCAUGGUCUGAAGGCUUGGAUUUCAAAUGUACACUUUGUCAGCGAAUAGACCUUGCAUGUAAAUAUAGAGAUUUUCGGAGGGGAGGGGGUGGGCGUUUCCCCCAAAAAAACCAUUCGUGUCACCCAGACAAAAGGAAAGGCCCUCUUUCUACUCCCCCAGCCCAGCCGCCAGGGCCCGCGGAUGGAGAGAUUGAUUCGUCACAGCUUGGCAUUUUUUUCUUCCCUUACUUUUGGUGUGAACCUGUAGCUGUAUAAUGCUGUCAAAAGUUGGGCUAACCCCAUAGUUUUUAGUAACCUGUAUAUUUUGUUGUAAAGAAAAAAAAAUACAAUCAACCAAAUCAAACCAAAACACACACCCGACCUUUUUUAUGGACAUUGGACGAUCCGUGUAAAUCCUUUGGCAGUUUGUUAUUUCCGCACGUCUCCUCUUUCUGUUGUAAACUUAUGUAGAUAUUUGGCUUAAAUAUAGUUCCUAAGAAGCUUCUAAUAAAUUAUACACAUUCCAAAUAUUCUUUUUAUUAUUAUGAUUAUUUCCCUUGGCUUUCCCCCGUAGAUCUCUCUCCCCACCCCCGAAAACAAGUCAGGAUGCUCAUAAAUACUGACACUAACAGCAAAAAGGCCCAAAUCUUGCGCCCGCUGAAGUCAGUGGGGAAGUUCGGCCCAUUGGUGUCAAUGGGAAGCAGGAUCAGGCCCAUGGUCUGGAGAAGUGAUAAGCGAAUAUACGUGAUAACUAUAUUCCUGUUUUAUCUAAUGAAGGAAUCGAGUCCGAAUUGAUUAGCCAGAUAUCAGGCUAGGGAGUCCACAGCACAUGGCUGGUAAUUCAUAGAUAAAGGAAAAUAUUCCAGAAGCAGUCACUGCAAUUCCAAAAGGCAUUUAAGAGAAGUUAAACGGCUGAGGUUGUUAGAAACAAACUAACGAGUAGCCAGCCCACUGACAGAUUAGCAAGUGCAACCGUUUUAAAGCGUGUCCAGUUUUAAUAACUUGUACAAAGAUCAUUUCUACCAGGUUUUAUGUACUUGUAUUUUAAGGAAAGUAUAGUCACCUUAUUUAUAAUCAAAAUAAAAUGGUAGUUUAUUGUGUCCGGCGUGUAGUUUGAAUUAACUUUUUUUUUUUUAUAAAACUGUAUUUCAUUUUACACACAGGCGCAAACGCAUCACUUCAGUUUUUCCCUGCAGCUUUCAUCCUUACAAAACAGGCAGGGGAACUACUUUGCUGGGAGCGCAUUUCUUUUUAACGCAGAUUGCUUUUGCUUUGGUGCCUGGACUAGGCUGUAAAGACACAGGUGAAGGGGGGUGGGGUGUAUGUUUGUAG